This is a messenger RNA of Austrofundulus limnaeus, 956 nucleotides long. RefSeq names its product growth factor receptor-bound protein 10. The record is from RefSeq and is a predicted model, not a curated record. The transcript is spliced from 3 exons. NCBI's taxonomy places the organism in Eukaryota, Metazoa, Chordata, Actinopteri, Cyprinodontiformes, Rivulidae. Bases 299 to 844 code for a protein of 181 amino acids.
GCAUAACUAAGUGACCUUAGCAAACACUAACAGGUCUUUAACCCUCUGGUUGUAGCUGAGAGUCAUUUUCAAAACAUCUAGUGAGAUCUCACAAUAUCAAAUGAGAUUGUACAUAAUCAUCAUUUAAGUUUGACCAAAAUAACUACAACUCCAUUGUUUCUCACCAAAAGAUAGUUUGAGGGUAAAACUCUGACAUAACAGUUGGAGGGCAGUAUGGAGUCCCUCAAGGACUUCCAAGACUUUAUUUAAUGUUUUUUUUUUUUUUCACAAAACCCUUCACCGUUUCUUCUCCUCAGAAAUGUUGGCAUGUUUCACCUCUACUGUUUCUUCACCACCUUGUGUUUGGUUUCUCUUCUGUCCGUCAGAGGAUGAUGUGGACUUGGAGGCCCUGGUGAAUGAUAUGAACUCUUCUCUGGAGAGCCUGUACUCGUCCUGCAGCGGUCAGCAGACGGAGUCAACCCCGCUGCUGCAGCAGAACGGACAGAGCUCCUGCUCGCACCACCACCACCACCACCAUCCUACACACAACAACCAGCCCCCGCAGCUUCACACCUCGCAGGUGUUAACCCACGUCUCCCCAGAGCCGCCGUCUUCCUCCUCCUUCUCCUCGACUGCCGAUCAGCCCCAGACCGGCCUCCGACGGUCACAGCCCAUGCAUAUCCUCGCCGUCAGGAGGUUGCAGGAGGAGGAGCAGCUGAGGACCUCGUCUCUCCCGGCCAUCCCCAACCCUUUCCCAGAACUCUGCAGCCCGGCAGGUUCACCUGUCCUCAGUCCUGGAUCUCUACCUCCUGGAGAAGCCUCUUCAGGCAAAUAUAGGACUCGAGCUAAUGGCUCAACAGAAUGACACAAGACCAAAGUGGGGGUUUUUUCUGUUUUGCACUGCUGUCAGUUUUUUCUAACAGUCAUUUGUCUAGAAUUCUAAGGAUAUUUAAGCUGACGACUGAGUUGACUGUGAU